Messenger RNA from Solea solea (common sole), 1709 nucleotides. RefSeq names its product coiled-coil domain containing 113 (gene cfap263). The transcript is spliced from 9 exons. Gene Ontology annotation, cellular component: ciliary basal body; axoneme. The record is from RefSeq and is a predicted model, not a curated record. The coding region runs from base 417 to 1577 and encodes 386 amino acids. Gene Ontology annotation, biological process: cilium assembly. Lineage: Eukaryota; Metazoa; Chordata; Actinopteri; Pleuronectiformes; Soleidae.
UCUUACGGGAGCGCGCAACCGAUGGACUUCGAGAACCUAAUGCUUUUUAUGGCGAACUACGGCUUGAAGGCGAUACUUUAUGGGAUUAAUUAAUGGUGAUAGGUAAAAUAAACAAUGAAGUCCAUGUCCAUUUGACAGCACCUGCAGAUAUUUGCAUCACACUUUUAUUUUAUGUAGACAUGUUAACUUCAUUCUGUACGCAAGAAGACAUCCAUAUAUAACAAGAGCAUCACUAUUUCUUCCCAAAUACAGAGUUGAACGCAAACGUUCGGCCUAACAAUAUUUCCCACCAUGACAUUUCCCGGGCUCCGUUUGAUGUUAAUUUUUUCCAUAAAAUAUCCGACACAAAAGCAGGGACUUGAAGGCAACACUUUCCCAUAGCAACCACUGCAUGAGUUGUGUGUACCUUAGCAACCAUGGAGAUUCCGUCGAUUGAAGAGGAAAAUGGCACGGAAAAAGAAGAAAAAGAACUUCUGUGCAAACGCGUCGAAGACUUAAAGUGUUCCAUUGCAGCCCUCCACGCUGAGAAUGACAUGUUUGAACGUUUCAUCAGUCGACUGGAUCCUCACGAGCUGGUGUCUCAGGCUGGUGGUGGUGAGGGCCCGGGGCCAGCAGGAGCCUCCCAGCAGGAGAGUGGGGGCUUAGGAUGGAGGCGGAGGUCCCGUCCAUCUAUAUCAGAUCGACUCCCGCAGCUGAGCUUUGAACAGAAGCUCUAUGUGGCACAGAGGGAAGUGACGGAGACGCAACAAGACUACGAGAAUCUCAAACAGAGAUAUGAGAGAAUCCAGGACAACUACACGGCUUCCUUGAAAGAGUCGGAGGUGCGUCUGGCAGAGAUCAGGAAGGCCAAGAAAGAGUUUGAACGCAGACUGCUCAAACCAACGAAGGACAACAGACUGGAAAUAAAAGAGCCAGAGAUGGUGCUGAAGUACGUCAUAGACAAGUUUAAGGUCACUCAGGUGGAUAAAUUAAAUCUGAAGAACCAGGCACUGAAGGCCCAGGAGAAGAAGUUCCAGCAGCAGCUUCAACGGCAAAAAGAAAUGGGAAAAGCUGACUAUGAGGCAAUCUUCCCAGAGUACGGUGAGCAGAGGGCUGACAAAAAUCUGGAUGAACUUCAAGUGAACAGCUUGAAAGUACAGCGUGUCCUCACCUCACACAAGGACAAGCUGAAGAGUGUGACAUGGGAGUCUACAGAGUUGAGCAGUGACAUCACCAACAGGAAGCAGAUGCUGGCAAAAAUUGAGGAGGAGAUACAGCAGGCUGAGGAGGAGCGUCUAAAGGCAGAAGCCUUGAACCAACACCUGCACCGUCAGAUGACAGACUAUCAGGCUCCGGAUGUGACUGAAUAUAUGCACGUCAAAGACAGACACAAGAAGCUGCGGCACAGGAUUCAUACAUGGGAAAGAAAGGUCGGGAUUGCCGAGAUGACCUUGAAGAGCAAACAGAGAGUUUCUCUUACUCCCACGAACAGCGCUGUAGCUCGAGCGAGGUCUGGGAACAACCACACACCAGUGAAGCUUCCAUACAUUACAGAUCACAACCCAUACAGUAGAGAGGCGGAGUCAGAGCGCCUGUAAAGACAUGAACCAGUGAGAAAAAGUGAUGGCCUUGUGAUUGUGAUUUAUUCAAUACUUUCUUGUGAAGUGAAACAUGUUCCCAUGUUCUGUAAUUAUUGUAUUAAAUAAUAAAAAGAAAUCCCUCACUGGCAA